ACAUAAAAACGAAGCAGUACAUUAAUUCUAGCCAGGAGAGUUAAAUGUACGUCUGUGGAAAUUUCAUUUUUAUCACAAUUUCAUAGCAAAAAGUUGUAAUUUGUUAUAAAAUAAAAUCAAUGAUUCAUUGUUUCAACAAUUAGCUUUAAUGAGUGUAAAUUAGAUAAUAACUUGAGUUUACUUCUUCUUGCUACAAGUUUAGGAGUUUUAUAUUUGGUCUGUGUUCCAUUCCUGGUUUUUGAUAUUUGGGUUUGGUUUCCUUUUACAACUAAUACACAAAAAGAGUAUCUAAGUGCUUUAAAUAUUUUCAAAAUGUCGAAGACAUAUUGGUUUGCUGUUCGAAAUAUACUGUUUGUAUCAUUGCCCAUCACUGUGCUCGGAAUCGAUCUUAGUCGUCUAUAUGGCCAUCUUCCUGGGAUAUCAAAAAGGAGUGAGGCGUGUCAUCCUUACGAACCAUUCAAAUGCCCUGGUGAUGGGAACUGUAUUUCUAUUCAGUAUCUUUGUGAUGGAGCUCCAGACUGUUCAGAUGGAUAUGACGAGGAUAUGAGAUUAUGUACUGCAGCUAAGAGACCACCAGUAGAAGAAACUGCAUCAUUUCUCCAAAGUUUACUCGCUUCUCAUGGACCAAACUACCUCGAAAAGUUAUUCGGCAGUAAAGCACGCGAUGCUUUAGCUCCUCUUGGUGGUGUAGAAAAGGUUGCUAUAGCGCUGAGUGAAUCACAAACUAUAGAAGAUUUUGGAGCGGCAUUACAUUUGAUGAGGUCUGACCUGGAGCACUUAAGAUCCGUUUUCAUGGCUGUCGAAAAUGGUGAUCUGGGAAUGCUGAAAUCAAUAGGCAUAAAGGAUUCUGAAUUAGGAGACGUUAAGUUUUUCCUUGAGAAAUUGGUCAACACAGGAUUUCUCGAUUGAGUAGCGCCGGAGCUUUAUUCACCUUUCUACUACUCAGUCCCCCUCCAACCACAAUUUUAUUCUUAUUUAGGUUUCCCAAACGAAAAUUACAAUUAUUAGAACAAAAAAAAAUCAAUCCAGGUAAAGCCAGUGAUGUGGUUGAGAAUGAACGACUGACACAUUUAUACAUUCGAAACCACUACUAUGCCUUUGCAAUCACAAUCACAUAUCAAUUGUAAUACCUAUACAUAGUAAGUAAUGCGAAUAUGCUUUAAAUAUGUUCUGCUGCGAUACUCCACAUCAUCGGUUUCGAUAAUUAAGUUAAUCAUAUCCUGAAUCUUAUAAAGCGAAUGUCGCGUAUUUAGUUCUAUUCCCCAUUCCGACAGGAAUGAUUAUUCGGGUUACAUCAUAACAUUUCUAAUUCGUUUUCCAACAUGAACUGUAUAUAAUUUACGAUUCAUUCCUAUUGCAAAAAAUAUGUUUUAAUUUUUUUUGUGAUGUAAUUUAAUAGAAUUAUACAAUCGAUUCAAAAUGAUAAUGAACUCCGUCGUGGAAGUCUACGUUGUUUAUUGCAAUUUUGUUCGAAGCGUAGUAAUAUUGGCGCGAUUUGAGUUCUGGAUUUAAUUAUUAUCUCAUGACGUAGUUUUCGUACGAAACAAUCAACGCAGCUGUCCUACAUGAUUAAUAAAUUCACGCAUUAGAAAGCUGCCCAUUGCAUAUUAACAAAUUGUCGUACAACGAGUUUUCUUUUGAUAUGAGUCGAUUACAUGGUAACACAGUGAGAAUUAUUGCUUACAACUUGAAUUGCAAUUUCAUAUUUAUAUUCUACACACAGUGUAAACAAAAUUAAUAUAUUUUGCAUGUUCGGAAUGAAUUGGUCUAAAGAUUUGCUUAUCCUUGACGGAAGACAGUACCUCCAUUCAUUAAAAGUGUGAAUGAAAAUAAUACAUAUCAAUCUAGUCGGUAAAUCAAAUGAUUAUAUUUAUGAAAGAUACACAAAGCAUGGCCGUUAGUUUUUAUACGAACGAUUAAAACUUCACAGAUGAGUGAAACUGUUAAAAUAUGGAGCAUCAUUCCAUGUUGUCUGACAUAAAAAUAAAUGGCGAGCGAUACAAUCCAA
Messenger RNA from Toxorhynchites rutilus septentrionalis, 2008 nucleotides. RefSeq names its product IDLSRF-like peptide. The transcript has 4 exons. Gene Ontology annotation, molecular function: protein binding. The coding region runs from base 313 to 909 and encodes 198 amino acids. Lineage: Eukaryota; Metazoa; Arthropoda; Insecta; Diptera; Culicidae. The record is from RefSeq and is a predicted model, not a curated record.